Rotaria socialis is the source of this 411-nucleotide messenger RNA. Lineage: Eukaryota; Metazoa; Rotifera; Eurotatoria; Philodinida; Philodinidae. The record is from the annotation of a GenBank genome assembly.
AUGACGUCGAUUACAAGGCGUGCAAAAAAAUUAGCUGUUACAUCACAAAAACGUGUACAUUUUGAUGAUGAAAAAAUGGAUGUUGAUAGUGAUGAAGAUGAAGAUGAUACACCCAGGGAACAAUUUCGAAAAAUUUUCAUUCAUCAUACUAUCCAUGUGUAUGAUUAUAAUCGAUUUUCAAUCGAUUUUAAUCCGAUUUCUACCCUAAAUUUUUCUGCAUGGGAUAAUACUGAUUCACAGCUUGUUGUAGAUCCAUCACCAGCACUUUUUCCUCAUUCAGGUGCUAUUGGUAUUGAAACGACGCCAGUAGCUUUUACUGGCAGAACUAUUGAACGAGAGGGAAUAACUACAACUAUAGUUGAACCUCCAAAACGUGUAUCAAAAUUUAAAGCUUCUCGUCAUCAACAAUAA